AAAAUAUUUUUUGCAAUGCAAUGCAAAACAAUGUUCAGAAAUUAAAUAAAAAAUCCGUCUUUUGAAAUGUAUGAUUAUUGAAUAGCAAUAGCUUUAUCUAAAAUAAUGAUCUAAACAUCAAACAAAAUGAAUACGAAUACUCUGUGUAGAUGCUGCUUAGCAGAAGGAGUGCAUAAAGAUAUUUUCAAUGCUUACAACUCGACUGACAAUAAAGAGAUCUAUGCUGAAAUGUUACAGGAAUGUUUUAAUAUUGUAUGCACACAAAAUUUGUCUACCGGAAUAUGUGAAAAAUGUAUUGAAAUAUUAAGAAGUACAUUAUCAUUUAAAAGAUUAGUCUUGAAGUCUGAAAAGGUAUUGGAGAAUCUGCACCAGGAAAGAAUUGAUAAGAACAAUAAAAUUAAGUUGGAGCCGAAGUCAGAAGAUGAAUAUAGCAAUGGAUCUGAUGACUGCUACCUUGCACAGUUAUUGGAUGCUAAAAAGCAGUUAAAUGCUGCUAAAAUGAAUAAGAAGAAGGCGAGAGUAAAAGUAAAGAAAAAAAUAGGUAUCCCGAUGAAAGAUGAACGCGUUCCUGCAAAAAGUAUUAAAACUGAUUUAUUAAAGAAAGAUAUCACCAUAGACAUACGAAAGCCUAGUAAUACCAUAAACGUAAGAAAGCGUAAGGAAAUAGAGAUAAAAUUAAUCCGAUCAAAUGCAUUAGAUGUAAAAAUUAAAUUGUCCCGUUUAAAGAUGUCAAAUGAGAAAACAAAACAUGAUGAAAACCUUUCAACAAUUUUGAAGUACUCUAAUGCAGUGCCAUUCAAAAACAUUACAUUAGUUGGCGUUAUUUGUGGGUAUUGUGAUGCUACCUACCCUGAUCCGGUUGACUUGAGGAAUCAUACAGUAGUCCAUAAAAAGGAUCAAUUGGACCUGAGAAGCAACAGAGAUAUGUCUGAAUAUAUCAUAAAAUUGGAUGUGCAAGAUCUUACGUGUACUCUCUGUGGAGCAAAAGUUGAGAAUCUCAAUGAAUUAAAAGAGCACUUGAUCAAAAAUCAUGAUAAAACCUUCCAUAAGGACAUCAAAGAUCACUUCAUACAAUACAAGUUAACUAAAGGGGAUACAUAUGAUUGUGCAUUAUGUACAUGCCGAUAUGAAACGUUUAAGAUGUUGAAGCAACAUAUGAAUGUUCACUAUGAUAAUUACAUUUGUCAGAAGUGCGACUCAACUUUCAUUACUAAAAGGUCUCUAAUGUCCCAUGAAACUACACAUAAAGAAGGUAGUUUUAAAUGUGAUUUAUGUGAUAAGAUAUUUCCUAGCAGGCAAAAGAAAAUGUAUCAUGAAAAGACGAAACACAUGGGACUCAUAUCUAUAAAACACUGUCCUUACUGUGAUGUGUCAUUCCGGAGCUACUAUCAACGGAAUCUGCAUUUAGUUAAAGUACACAACGCGGAAGCACAGUAUAAAUGCAAUAUUUGCCACAGGGCUUUUGUUCUUAGAAGCCUUUUGAUGUGUCAUAUAAAGCAAAAUCAUUUGAUGGAAAGGAAUUGUCAAUGUACAGAGUGUGGUCAUAAGUUUUUUAGCAAGAAGGCGUUGAAAGCCCAUAUGAUAAAGCAUACAGGAGAGAAGAACUAUUUGUGUGAAGUUUGUAACAAGUCUUAUGCGAGAAAGUAUACACUGAGGGAGCAUAUGAGAAUACACAACAACGACAGGCGGUUCAAAUGUGUAGUGUGUGGAAGCGGUUUCGUGCAGAAGUGUAGUUUGAAGAGCCAUUUGUUGUCACAUCACGGCAUCAGUAUGGCUGCCUCUGAAAUAAACGUAGCGAAUUGAAAUAAAUUAUUUAUAUUGUA
Messenger RNA from Leptidea sinapis, 1823 nucleotides. Its product is annotated as PR domain zinc finger protein 5-like. NCBI's taxonomy places the organism in Eukaryota, Metazoa, Arthropoda, Insecta, Lepidoptera, Pieridae. The record is from RefSeq and is a predicted model, not a curated record. Gene Ontology annotation, biological process: regulation of DNA-templated transcription. The coding region runs from base 127 to 1803 and encodes 558 amino acids. Gene Ontology annotation, cellular component: nucleus. The transcript has 5 exons. Gene Ontology annotation, molecular function: RNA polymerase II cis-regulatory region sequence-specific DNA binding; DNA-binding transcription factor activity, RNA polymerase II-specific; zinc ion binding.